This is a messenger RNA of Argiope bruennichi, 3128 nucleotides long. It is a transcript of the gene mus301, whose product is annotated as helicase POLQ-like. NCBI's taxonomy places the organism in Eukaryota, Metazoa, Arthropoda, Arachnida, Araneae, Araneidae. Gene Ontology annotation, molecular function: nucleic acid binding; ATP binding. The coding region runs from base 85 to 3042 and encodes 985 amino acids. The record is from RefSeq and is a predicted model, not a curated record. The transcript has a single exon.
UUUCACUAAGUUGGAAUUAUAUCUGAUGCUUAUAAUCAAUUUAUUUCUUAAUUUUGUAUUUGAAACAUUUUAAAAACAUUUAGAAUGAAUUCUCCAAGUCUUUCAGAAUUUGGUGAUUUUUCAAGAUUAGGUGAUGAUUUUUCAUUUCAAACGUCUACACCUGUUGCAAAAAAGAAACUUAAAUUAUCAGAACAAUCUAUUCUAAAUUCAUGUAAUAUUACUUCAGAAUUUAUAAAUGAUGAAUUUUUUGAUGACUGUUUUCCUGAAGAAAUUUCAUUUGAAAAUAAAACCAAGAAUUCAAAGGAGCUUUUAUCUCCAGGCCAUCAAACCCAUAACCAUUCCGUUCAAAUUUUUCCUGAGGAUGAUAUACAAGAGGCUGAAUUAGCAAAUGAGAGGAAUAGAAGUGAUGGUGAGGAUCCUUCGGGACCAUGUCUUUCACAAACUGCAAAAGCUCAAGCGUCUAAACUUUUAACACAAUAUAAAAUUAAUGAUUCUUUUUCAUCUCCAUUGCGAAAAUCACCAUUUCAAUCACCUUCUUCAAGUAACAGCUAUUCCAGUGAUAUAAUACAGAAACUAAAGCACAAUGUAUCUUCAAGUCCCAAAACUUUAAUUUCACGUCAAAUGAAGAAAACAAGUCUUUUAUUUGCUUUAGAUGAAGCUCAAAAGCUACAUGAGCAGCUUUCACAAACUUCCGUUGGUCCAUUCUUUGGGUUACCAUCUAAAAUGUCUGAGCUUCUACGAAGCCACAAAGGAAUAGAUGAAUUAUAUCCAUGGCAAAAGGAAUGCUUAAUGCUUCCUGCCGUAAAGCAGAAGAGAAAUUUAAUUUACUCUUUGCCUACAAGUGGAGGGAAAACUUUAGUAGCUGAAAUCUUAAUAAUUAGAGAACUAUUAUGUUAUUUUAAAGAUGCUAUCCUUGUUCUUCCUUAUAUAUCUUUAGUGCAGGAAAAAGUUCGUGGGUUGGCACCAUUUGCUAUUGAUCUCGAUUUUGUCAUUGAAGAAUGUGCAGGCAUUAAAGGCACAAUACCCCCAAGAAAAAGAAGGAAACGUCAUGUACUUUAUAUUUGUACUAUAGAAAAAGCCCAUUCUCUUGUCAAUUCUAUGAUUGAAGCAAAGCGAAUGCAUGAAAUUGGUCUUAUUGUUGUAGAUGAGUUACAUAUGAUUGGUGAGCAGGGUGGCCGUGGGGCUGUUCUUGAAAGCUUGCUGUCAAAGGUUACAUUUGUAUCAAAACGAACUCAAAUUAUUGGAAUGAGUGCUACCCUGAGUAAUAUGAGUGAUCUUCAAGAAUUUUUAAAUGCAGACAUUUAUGAGAAAGAUUUUCGACCAAUUGAGCUGAAAGAAUAUGUAAAAGUGGGUAAAGAAUUGUAUGAAUUGGCAGAUAAGCGUUCUGAAGAAUGGCAACUUGUUCGUAAUCUUGACUUCAAUUAUUCAAAAGAAAUGCUUUGUCGGGAUCCAGAUAUGAUUACUGGCUUAAUUCUUGAAGUAAUACCUCAAAACUCUUGCCUUGUUUUCUGUCCGACCAAAAAACACUGUGAGAAUGUUGCAAAAAUGAUUUGCCAGUUUCUACCAGAUUUUAUAGUUGAUCAUCGAAAAGAGGAAAAAGAACUUCUUAUACAUACUCUUAGGCAAGAAGGCAAUGGUAAUGUUUGUGAAAUUUUAGUGCAGUCAUUUAAAUAUGGUGUUGCUUACCAUCACAGUGGUUUAACCAUGGAUGAACGUAAACUGAUAGAAGAGGCCUAUCAGAAUGGUAUUUUAUGUUGUUUGACUUGUACUUCAACUCUUGCUGCAGGUGUUAAUUUGCCAGCAAAGAGAGUCAUACUUCGUGCUCCAUAUGUUGGUAUGGAAUUUAUUACUUUAAGCCGUUAUAAACAAAUGAUUGGAAGAGCUGGUAGAGCAGGAAUUGAUGAUUCUGGUGAAAGUAUUUUAAUUAUAAAACCAACAGACAGAUUUAAUAUGGGUAAACUAUUGACAUCUGAAAUGGAUUCUUGUCAAAGCAAUUUUAUUACUGAACCUGAGCGUCUUCACACUCUUUUUCUGAGUUUAGUUGGUUUGGAUAUAGCUAGCACUACAUCCGAGGUGCAUUCAUUUAUGGAGCAUACGUUGGCUGCCGUACAGAGUCGAAAAAUAGAUUCCACUCCAAGUUCACUUAUUGAAGAUGCAAUCAAAAACUUGUGCAAGCAUGGUUUAUUGAAAUAUGACUCGGGAAAUCCUAAUUCUUAUUCUAUAACCAAUUUAGGAAGAGCUGCGUUUCGUGGAGGCAUUGACAUUCCUACUGUUGAAGAAUUUAUUAAACGUUUAAGUCAAGGUUUAAAUGGUCUGGUUUUGCAUUCCUAUUUACAUUUAUUAUAUUUGAUUACACCUGCAGAAUUCUCUACUUCUAUACCAUUUUCUCCUGAUAUAUUCUAUCAAGUGUAUACUUCUUUGGAUUCAUAUGAUAUUGCAGUAGCAGAACAGAUAGGUGUAUCUGAGCGCAUGGUUAUGUUAAUGGCUAGUGGACAUUCAUUUGGAAAGAAUAAGAUUUUAUUACAUCAUUUUUAUUUAUCUUUAAUUUUGUAUGAUUUGUGGAACCAAAAUUCUGUUUGGUAUGUUGCCCAAAAAUAUCAAGUUCAUCGUGGUGUGAUCCAAAACCUUCUAAACAGUGCUAGUGCGUUGGCUAGUACAUUAUCAAAUUUUUGUCAAGAACUGAAAGAGUUCUGGGCUUAUCAACAAUUGUUACCUGAUUUUGUGAAGCAGUUAUCAUAUUGUGUUACAAUGGAGUUGCUUCCUUUGAUGGAACUUCCUGCCGUGAAGCGUGGGCGAGCUAAACAGUUUUAUACUGCAGGAUAUAAAACUUUAACUGAUAUUGCAAAAGCAAAUCCAAGAGAGUUGAUGGAGAAAAUUGUUCAUUUACCUUAUAAGAUAGCUAAUCAAAUUGUUUCUGCUGCUAAAAUGAUAAUUAUGGAAAAAGCUGAGGCCUUACAUGAAGAAGCUGAGUUGUUAAUGGAAGAAUUUGACAAAAAUUUUUCUAUGUUAAAUGAAGCUGUUAAUGUCUCUAUUCCUUCAUGAUAAUUUUCACACUUUUAGUUGUUUGGUUAAUAUUUAUAUUAAAAUAAAUAUUUAUUUUACCAGUUUGAAGGAAUUCUGUUUUGAUU